Molecule: messenger RNA, 2196 nt
Organism: Panicum hallii
Lineage: Eukaryota; Viridiplantae; Streptophyta; Magnoliopsida; Poales; Poaceae
Exons: 6
Coding region: 315-1850 (511 amino acids)
Molecular function (GO): DNA binding; DNA-binding transcription factor activity
Source: RefSeq, a predicted model, not a curated record
GGUACUGCUAACCAAACACAAGGAAUUGAAUUGAAGGAGUCCACUGAUGCUCACAUCAUUUCUUUGCUACAGCGUUCAAAACCAGUCAAUGUAGAAGGACGAGGUCUGUCCAACCCUCCCAUAUUUUAUUCCCACGUCGCUAGCUUGCUUAUGCUUGUUGCCCUUCCCUCUACCUUCUUCAUAUCAUUGUUGCCCCUUCUCCCUACUACUUCUUCAUUCCCCCCCUUUCCUGCUCCUACCUGCACAUACUAUUCCGACGAUCGGAUCCAACCAUGGCGGGAUAGAGCGAGAGACCCAUCGUAGAAUAGUACAAGAUGGUAGCUAGAGAAGAGCAAGUGAUGAGAGAGCUCAAGGAUAAGGGGGUACUAGUCGAGAUCCUUGACGACGAUGAGGAGAGAUCGAUCGAUAACAAGUUGCUAGACCUCAACGAGGGUUUUGAUGCGGAGAGCGAGGAAGGGGAGGUAGGUGAUGAUGAGGAAGAUGAAGGUGAAGAAGGCGACGAUGGCGGUAGCACCACAGAUGUCGGUGGGAGUGGGAGCUCAAGCAACAAUAGCAGCACCAACAACAACUCGGGGAGCAAGAAAGGAGAUAACAAGGGGGGCAGCAAGUCGGAGGGGAGCGGCGAGCAGAGGGUUCCAACGGUGCGGCAGUACAACCGGUCGAAGCUGCCACGGCUCCGGUGGACGCCUGACCUUCACAUGGCCUUCGUCCAUGCCGUCGAGAGGCUUGGUGGGCAAGAGAGAGCAACCCCUAAGCUGGUGCUUCAGAUGAUGAAUGUUAGGGGGCUCAGCAUUGCUCAUGUAAAAAGCCACCUGCAGAUGUACAGAAGCAAGAAGCUAGACCAAGACGGUCGCCCGAGAGGAGCUAUUACCUCAGUGUAUUCCCCGAUGGAUUUCCAUUUCAUGAGAGGCGAUCGGCGCUUCCACGAAAUGUCGUUCUUCCAAAGAGCGGCCGCGCUCUCCUCCUCCAAGCCCGAGCACGGCAGCUUCUUCGCGUCGAGGAACUGCAGCGCUCCGGAGCUCAGCCGGCUCUAUGGACUUCUCCAGCAUCGGCCGGCUCCGCAAACUUUCGAUUUCAGAAACUCUAGGAAUCCCGACUGGGCGUCGAGCCAGAGAGAGGCCGUAAUCUCCAGGAAGGACGUGACGCCGCCGUCGACUGCCCCGCAUCAGACGCACCCGCUUGCAGCUCCCGCGGCGCUGAGGAGCGAGAGGCGGUGGUGGCCUUUCACUGACGUGGGCGCCGCUGCCGCCACCGGCGAGCGCAGGGUGGAGACAGGACGGGAGGUAGGCUUCGCCAAUUCCAUCGGGAGCAGCUCUCGGCGGCCUCACCUAUGGGCCAUGUCCGUGUCCGGCGAUCCCCGUCUUCCGUUCAGAUGGCGACCCGGGGGUAGCAGCGGCAGAGACCCCGUCGGCUACCCCAGCAACAGCGCCAAGAUCACAACAAGAGCGUCGGAUCCUGUCGUGAUCGACGAAGCCCUAGAUGCCCAGCAGCUCGAGAGGCAGAAGCACGUAGAGCCAACAAGGGACUCUGCCACGCCGGCCUACGAGGCGUGCCGCAAGCGGUCGCCGCCGGUGGAGGCCCAAGACGGGACCGCGGACCUUCAGCUCAGCUUGUCCCCCGCCACGGUGGUGGAUGCCAAGAAGAGAAAGACCACCGCACCAAGUGAGCAGGAGAUCAUGGACACCAGCGAGCUCUCCAUCUCACUCUCACUGUCGCCGCCCGCUGCAGCUUCCAUGCAGAAGCAGCAGCAAGAAAAGACAAGGCGAAGCAACGACGGCACCGGCAGCGGGGAAGCCGUUCUUGGGCAGAGUACUUUGGAUCUGACCAUGUCGAUCAGGGCAUUGGAGUGAGAUCUUUCAAGUACUUUGUCCCAAGGCCUUCCAAAAGUUGCACACUGAACCAUGCAAUAAAACAUCGUUAAUUUAACCUUGCUUGUGUCCAGUACAUAUAGGUAUAUCAUAUGCGAAUGUCAUGCUUGGUUGUUGUUUCUAGGAAGACUACUGCCUCUCUACAUUUGGCCCUUAGUGUACUGUGUAAGUAUGCGUCAUGACCACAUGAUCGAUCCCUAGCUUUGUUCUUUUGUGGCAGCAUCUUUGGGAAACAAAACCCCAGCAAGACUACAGCGGUUUUAGUCGGUAUAGUACCAGUUGUUAUAUUAUGCAUUUGGAUGUUUAAUUUGAAAAAUUUGUAUGACCA